GAUUAUACGAACGAUUGUAAAUGUCACAGUUUUAUAAAUAUGAACCAGCAUGUAUUUAAACACUCUAUCAAGAUUGUUUUGUAUAACACAUGUGGAUAAAAUGUGUGGUUUAAUGUCGUCUCGCUCAAAAUAAGGUCCAGCAAAGCUCCUGCACAAAACCAAGCGGCUAGAUGUCUGGAACGGUCGGGCAGCCCAUUGUGUAUCUUAGCAGGACCGAGAGCUUUUCCGCAUCCCAUCGCCUCCACGCCCCGGGGCUCACAGAUGAAGAAAACCGCGAAAUAUUUGGUAAAUGUAAUAACACCAACGGGCAUGGUCACAAUUACAAGGUCAAGGUCACAGUACGUGGCCCGCUCGAUUCACGAACAGGAAUGGUGAUGAACAUCGCUGACCUAAAAGUAGUUAUGGAAAAGGCGAUUAUGGUAACACUGGACCACCGUAACAUUGACAAGGACGUGCCCUACUUCCGGGAACGUGUCAGUACGGCGGAGAAUAUUGCUGUAUAUAUCUGGGAACGCUUGAUUGAGCUGCUUCCAACUGGGUUGCUGUACGAAGUUAGACUGAACGAGACGGAUAAAAACGUGGCUGUAUACAGGGGCGACACGCAGUAGGGAGAUACGUUUUGUUUGUUUGUUUGUUUUUGAUUUUUGGGGGGGUGGGGUGGGGUUACGGUAUGGUAAUUGCCCAUUGGCCAGUCUGCAGAUCGAGUUGGCCAUCUUCGGUGACAUCGUCGUCGACUUUCAAAAACGUUAUUGUAAGCCAUAUUAGAAAAAAGCCCUUCAAUUAAUUCUUAUGUAACUUGGUAGACACCUUACAUGUGACAAUAUAUUUUGUAAAAAAGCACGCAACACCGGCUCUAAAACUUGUCGACAAAUUGCCAAAGAUGGGUGAUUUGUGUUUGAGUUUAUAUGAUCAAUUAAAAUUUAUGACCCUGUUGCAUUUAUACAAUAUGUGGUCAUAUGAUAUGCUAUAUAUUAGUAAUAAAACAGUAUUAUAAUGGUA
This is a messenger RNA of Mya arenaria, 999 nucleotides long. RefSeq names its product 6-pyruvoyl tetrahydrobiopterin synthase-like. The transcript is spliced from 2 exons. Gene Ontology annotation, molecular function: 6-pyruvoyltetrahydropterin synthase activity. Lineage: Eukaryota; Metazoa; Mollusca; Bivalvia; Myida; Myidae. Gene Ontology annotation, cellular component: mitochondrion. Gene Ontology annotation, biological process: tetrahydrobiopterin biosynthetic process. Bases 171 to 608 code for a protein of 145 amino acids. The record is from RefSeq and is a predicted model, not a curated record.